Messenger RNA from Priapulus caudatus, 3580 nucleotides. RefSeq lists its product as uncharacterized. Bases 1 to 3396 code for a protein of 1131 amino acids. The record is from RefSeq and is a predicted model, not a curated record. Lineage: Eukaryota; Metazoa; Priapulida; Priapulimorpha; Priapulimorphida; Priapulidae. The transcript is spliced from 2 exons. Gene Ontology annotation, molecular function: DNA helicase activity. Gene Ontology annotation, biological process: DNA repair; telomere maintenance.
AUGGGAUACCAUUUGCAUAUCCCUCAUUCCAAAGGGCCACGGAAUGUAACGCCUGUGGAGUACUAUAGAUUCGUUCUUCAAGUGAGAGCAGAUGAUGGAAACUUCAUCAUGAAAUCUAGAAGACUUCUACAACAGUAUGCAUGCGAUCAAUAUGCCAAAAUCGAAAGUGAGCGUUUGAAGUACAUCAAGCACCACCAAGGAGAAAUACGCGCUGACAAGUACAGUGGACUGAUGGAUGCACUUCACCAUGACGAUACAUCCAAUGCAGGAACAAAAGUUAUUCUGCCACCCACUGUAUAUGGAAGUCCCCGCUUCUAUGCAGAAGCCUUUCAGGAUGCAAUGGCAAUCGUUCGUCAUUAUGGUAAGCCGUCCUUAUUCCUUACAUUCACCUGUAACCCAAAUUGGCCCGAAAUCAAGGCAUCCUUAUUCCAUGGUGAGGCACCAAGCGACAGGCCAGACAUAUGUGUUCGCGUUUUUAACAUCAAACUCCAAGAGCUUCUCAAAGACCUGCGGCAACGUGAAGUCCUUGGCAAGGUUGUGGCCUUCACAUCUGUGAAAGAGGAUCAAAAGAGAGGCCUCCCGCACGCCCACAUCCUGCUCAUAUUAAAAGACAAAGAUCAGCCCAAAACGCCACAAGAUGUUGAUCGCAUUGUAUGUGCUGAAAUACCGGACAAACACACAAACCCAAGGCUGUACGACAUUAUCACACGCAACAACAUCCACGGACCAUGUGGUACUGUCAACAGAAAUUCCCCUUGCAUGGUUGGAGAAGGUGCUUCACGAACCUGUGCAAAACAGUUUCCCAAGGAAUUCACGAAUCACACGGUAGUCACACAAUCAACGUAUCCUGAAUACAAGCGAAGAUCUCCAGAAAACGGAGGUGCGACACAUCUGUUGCAAGUUCGAGGAAACAGCUUUCAAGUAGAUAACAGAUUCAUCGUGCCAUACAACCCUUUUCUCAGUCUUAAGUUCAACGCUCACAUCAACGUGGAAGUAGUCCACAGUGUAAAAGCCGUGAAGUACCUGUACAAAUACAUCACCAAGGGAUGCGAUCGUGUAAUGAUGCGUCUAGCCAACGGAGAACAGAUUGAUAUCACCAACGACGAGAUCGAACGCUUUGUGAAUGCAAGAUACGUCAGCGCGUCACAAGCAUUUUGGAGGAUAUACGAGUUCAAACUCCAUCAGAGGUACCCUGCUGUUAUCAAAUUACCUUGCCAUCUUGAAAAUGAACAGCAGGUCAUAUUCCGCGAGGGACAGGCUGAGCAGGCCGCACAUCGAGGACCACCAAGUACCAAAUUGACGCAAUGGUUUCAACUUAAUCGAGAAGAUCCCAACGCAACAACCAUUCUGUAUACCGACAUCCCAAAACACUACACAUGGAAUGGAAAGCGAUGGCAACCAAGGAAGCGUAGAUGUGCAUCGAACAACGACGGUGCAAACUCUGACAUGAUCGGCCGUAUACCUGUUAUCAGCCUCAAUGCCCACCAAUCGGAGCUCUAUUUCCUGCGAAUGCUACUUCACCAUCAACCUGGUGCUACUAGCUUUGCGGAUUUGAGAAAAGUAGAAAACGAUGAACAACCUACAUUUCAAGCUGCAUGCCUCAAAUUAGGAUUACUGCAAGACGAUACAGAGAUCGACAAGGCCAUGGACGAAGCUGCAGCGUUGAAGUUCGGAAACCAGCUACGAGACGUUUUCGCUACUAUUCUCAUUUGGAUUAGACCAUCCGAUCCCCUGGCAUUCUACGAACGACACAAACAACAACUGAUUGAAGAUCUUCUACAUCGUGAUCACAUGAAAGAGCCAAAUGACAUCAUAAUCAACGAGCUGCUCACUUAUCUGCAAGAUAGGUUAGAACGAGAAAGCUUGAAAUUGCAGCGCGAUUUCGGCCUUCCCAUGCCCGAUGUCAAUCUUACCGACUGUUCAAUACCCAGAGAGAUAAGAGAAGAGAUUGACCUUGACAUUGACACAUUGCAACACAUAGAUGUCACCAAUCGCAACAAAUUAAAUCUAGAACAACGGGAGGUGUACGACACUGUGAUUUCAUCUGUCGACAAUGAUGAAGGACUGCUAAUAUCACUAGAUGCCAGUGGCGGGACAGGUAAGACAUUUGUCCUGUCCACUAUUCUCGCACAUGUACGGUCAAAGAAAGGAGUUGCACUCGCUACAGCUACAAGUGGUAUUGCAGCUACUCUUCUGCCUAAAGGUAGAACACUUCACUCGCGACUCAAAGUUCCGAUCAACAUUACAGAAGAUAGUACAUGUAACAUCACCCCACGUUGUGCGACAGCUGAACUGAUUCGCCGGUGUAAACUCUUAGUCAUAGAUGAGGUCAGCAUGGCUGACCGUCGAAUUCUCGAAGCUGUUGAUCGUUCUAUGCAGGAUAUUCGGAAGAACAACGGCACAUUUGGAGGUGUUACAGUAGUGCUUGCAGGUGAUUGGCGCCAGAUUCUACCUAUUGUGAGGAAAGGAAGCAGAGCUUCCAUCGUCAAUGCCUGCCUCAAAUCGUCACCGCUCUGGUCAAAUGUCAGGGUCAUGAAGCUUACUAAGAACAUGAGAGUAGCACUGGCCGGUGGUGAUGAGCGCGACUAUGCAAACUAUCUCUUGGAUAUAGGUGAGGGGAAGGUUCCAAUCGACCACACACUCGGCAAACAUAAAAUCAUCAUCAAAGAUGAAUUCAUCUACCAUUCAGACAGCUUCGAACCCUUUGCAGACUUUGUGUUUGACGACUUGCCACACAACUACAUGAACUCACAAUGGCUGACAUCUCGAGCGAUUCUAUGCCCGACAAACGAAGGAGUUGAUAAAGUCAACAACUAUCUACUCAAGAAAUUCCCUGGUACUAAUCGUGUGUAUAAAAGCAGUGACACAAUUGAAGAUCAUGAGGAACGCCAUCAAUAUCCAGAGGAAUUUUUGAACAGUUUGAAUCCAUCAGGGUUACCACCGCAUCUGAUCAAACUAAAACCAUGUGCACCCAUCAUUUUGUUGCGCAAUAUUGAUCCCAUUCAGGGGCAUUGCAAUGGCACCAAAUAUGUUGUUACUUACCUAAAUGACCAUGUCAUCGAUGCCACCAUCGCAAGCGGAGUACAUGUUGGAAAGAAGCUCUUCAUUCCACGUGUUUCUCUUUCGCCAUCUGAAAACCUGUACCCCUUCAAACUUCAGCGACGUCAGUUUCCAGUGCGAACGGCAUUUGCCAUGACUUCCAACAAAGCGCAAGGUCAGACAUUGGCACGAGUUGGCAUAUACCUAGAAAAGGAUUUCUUCUCGCAUGGCCAACUGUAUGUAGCGAUGAGUAGAGUGGGAAACCCAAACAACCUGAAAAUCCUCACCAAAAACGGCAAAUUUCUCAACAAGGAGGGCACUUACACGGACAACGUUGUUUUCCAUGAGAUCCUUUAAUUGCUUCCAAUACUAUUCCAGGUCCGUUCCUAUUCCACUGUGCGUAGCGUUACCCAUAAAACGAUCAAGCUUACAACUCAAGGUUGCAAAUUCAGUAAAAGCGGUAGUUCAAUUCGGUAUUCAAGAAAACCUCCACGAUGACAACGAUCAGCCCUCAAACACCGACAACAAUGGCAACACACAC